UAGGCUGCGUGCAGAAAUGAACGCAAUGACAUAAACGAACCCCAGGAACUUUCCAACUCAAACAUAAAAGCUGCCUAAUUGAGCAAGUCAAGAUGUCUUUAGAAACAAUUUCAAGGAUAAUAAAAGUCCAGCUUCCAGCCUAUCUUAAGAGGCUUCCGCUUCCGGAGACGAUCGGCGGGUUUGCAAAGUUGACAGUGUCUGACUGGCUCCGGUUGCUGCCUCUCCUCGGUGUCCUGGCUUUGCUGGGCUAUCUGACCAUUCGCCCAUUUCUACCUAAGAAGAAGAAGCAGAAAGACAGUCUGAUCAACCUGAAGAUCCAGAAAGAGAACCCGAAAGUGGUCAACGAGAUAGACAUCGAGGACCUGAACAGCGCAAACGUGUGUUACUGUCGUUGCUGGCGCUCCAAAACUUUUCCUGUUUGUGAUAAGUCGCACUUGAAGCACAAUGAACUCACCGGCGACAACGUGGGACCACUCAUACUCAAAAAGAAGAUAUUAUAAUUGACCAGUGAUGGGAGUAUUCCUCUCACCUCCCCAGUCUUUAGUUUUCUUUUCUUAGCAGUUUGUACUUUGUUUUUUUUACAAGUCUUGUCUUGUCUUGGUGUCAUGUUUGUUGGUCAGAAGAACUAACUUCCGGACACUAUGUCUGAAAUGAUCCUAAUGCACAUUAAAACACAAAUUUCCACAGUCUGAAAAUGGUAUUUUGGUUCUUCACUGGUAGUGUGCAGUUAGGAGGGUUGUGCUUUUUGUUUUUAAUGUUCUUUGUUCACUUUUGUUUUGUGGGGUAAUGGAAUAGCCUUUUUAUGAGACUAAAUUUGACUCAUUUCUCAGUUUUAUGGAGUAAAUUAUAAAUCCCUGGGACCACAUUGGGAUUUUCAAUUAUCUGAUCCCAUCAGGGGAAACUGUAAACCACAUUUCGCACAGCAUGUUUUCAUUUUGCAUGAUUCUUUAACAUUAUUUAACAGCUAGCUGUUUACUUUCAUUUUUUUAAUUUGAUUUACCCUCUCCUGCUUCAGAUUUUGUUUGCCAAUUAUUACCAUACAGUCCACGUGGUCAGGAUGUGAAAUAUUCUCUUGUAAGUUAUGUGCUGAUGGAUACGUUACCUUAGGUACAUUUUGUUUAUAGCCUUUAAACAUUUGGGUUUUACAU
Molecule: messenger RNA, 1148 nt
Organism: Monopterus albus (swamp eel)
Lineage: Eukaryota; Metazoa; Chordata; Actinopteri; Synbranchiformes; Synbranchidae
Gene: cisd2
Product: CDGSH iron sulfur domain 2
Exons: 3
Coding region: 93-500 (135 amino acids)
Biological process (GO): autophagy of mitochondrion; regulation of autophagy
Cellular component (GO): intracellular membrane-bounded organelle; mitochondrial outer membrane
Molecular function (GO): 2 iron, 2 sulfur cluster binding
Source: RefSeq, a predicted model, not a curated record